Molecule: messenger RNA, 816 nt
Organism: Branchiostoma floridae (Florida lancelet)
Lineage: Eukaryota; Metazoa; Chordata; Leptocardii; Amphioxiformes; Branchiostomatidae
Exons: 2
Coding region: 283-606 (107 amino acids)
Source: RefSeq, a predicted model, not a curated record
AGUCCCUAUCGCAGUCAAGUGAUUGGGACCUUGCAGUGACGACGAGGGUCCCCGGAGAGAACCCGUGCCUGUACCUGUGUGUCUGAACGUACCUGUAGACGACCUGUUGGUAAGCCAUGUAGCUCUUCUAGAUCCGGUGUGCCAUAAGCAGGUUAUCUAUGAAGAUGUUUGCGUGGAGAUAAAUCCAUGAGCAUUUACAAAACAAGAAAACGCCAACAGGACUACGCGGACAUCCUAUUUUUGUAACAAGGGACAAGAGUGAAGCACCGGAAAGAAGACAGCAUGCGUGUUCUACUGCGUAUCCCCACAUCCAAUCAGCGGAGACGGUCCUCGGGAGGAUCAGAAGGAGGUCUGGAAGUUGGCCCCAGGAAAAUGUCUCUCCCGUCGGUGACGGUACCACCGGAAGUUCUCCAGAAGAGGCGGAGCUCCGUCCACCCCCUGCUGACUAACGGUAGAGGCAUCUCGGUGGGAGACUCCGACAAGGCGCUGUCGCCUAACGCCCACAUCUACCUGAUGCUGGUUGUGACUCUCUUCGUGCUGGGGGUGUCCGCAGUCUUCACCCUUCUCCCGAAAUGUAUCGAGACACUGUUCGGUAUGACGGUUUGACUGCAACAAUUUGCUUCUAAAUCACAGUGAACUCGAAACUGCACCGAAAUUAUAAGUUCUUCAGAGCUUACGUUGACAGGCUACGGUGCGAGGUUGGCAUAAUUUAGACUUAAGAUGUAUGUGCAAUGAUAAGGUGGAAGGUCAUCAUCAAUUUUCAUAAAUAUAUGGUAUUGCUAUUGCUGAAGAGAGCUGGCAAUUGGGUCGUCAUGG